AUGCAGGCGCGGGAGCUGGUCCUGGCCGCCUUGGUCGCGCUGGCGCUGGCCCGGGAGCCCCUGGCCACGUCGUGCCCCGCGCGCUGCGACGUGUCACGGUGCCCGAGUCCCCGCUGUCCCGGCGGCUACGUGCCCGACCUCUGCAACUGCUGCCUGGUGUGCGCCGCCGUCGAGGGCGAGCCGUGCGGCCGCGCCGUAGACUCGCCGUGCGGGGAGAGCCUGGAGUGCGUGCGCGGCGUGUGUCGGUGUCGCUGGGCGCACGCCGUGUGCGGCACCGACGGGCACACCUACGCCAACGUGUGCGCGCUGCAGGCGGCCAGCCGCCGCGCGCUGCAGCUCUCCGGGACGCCCGUGCGCCAGCUGCAGAAAGGCGCCUGCCCAUCGGGUCUCCACCAGCUGACCAGCCCGCGGUACAAAUUCAACUUCAUCGCUGACGUGGUGGAGAAGAUCGCGCCGGCCGUGGUCCACAUAGAACUCUUCCUGAGACACCCCCUGUUCGGCCGCAACGUGCCCCUGUCCAGCGGCUCAGGCUUCAUCGUGUCGGAGGCUGGCUUGAUCGUGACCAACGCCCACGUGGUGUCCAGCACCAGCACCGUCUCGGGCCGGCAGCAGCUCAAGGUGCAGCUGCAGAACAGUGACACCUACGAGGCCGCCAUCAAAGACAUCGACAAGAAGUCGGACAUCGCCACCAUCAAGAUCCACCCCAAGAAAAAGCUCCCGGCGCUGUUGCUGGGCCGCUCGGCAGACCUGCGGCCCGGCGAGUUUGUGGUGGCCAUCGGCAGCCCCUUCGCCCUGCAGAACACGGUGACCACGGGCAUCGUCAGCACGGCCCAGCGGGACGGCCGGGAGCUGGGCCUCCGGGACUCGGACAUGGACUACAUCCAGACAGACGCCAUCAUCAAUUACGGGAACUCCGGGGGACCGCUGGUGAACCUGGACGGCGAGGUCAUCGGCAUCAACACGCUCAAGGUUGCGGCCGGCAUCUCCUUUGCCAUCCCCUCGGACCGCAUCACGCGCUUCCUCACGGAGUUCCAGGACAAGCACGGCAAAGACUGGAAGAAGCGCUUCAUUGGCAUACGGAUGCGGACCAUCACACCAAGUUUGGUGGAGGAGCUCAAGGCCAGCAACCCAGACUUCCCGGCGGUCAGCAGUGGAAUUUACGUGCAAGAGGUGGUCCCAAAUUCACCUUCUCAGAGUUGCUGCACCCCAGUGAUUCAGCAGACAGCAGUCACCGAGAGCGGCCACACGCAGGGCACCCCAAGAGCCAGACAGGGGAGCUCGGUGGUGAUGGUGGCUGCCGCUGACCGAGGCUGCGUAGGAGGCAUCCAAGAUGGCGACAUCAUCGUCAAGGUCAACGGGCGCCCUCUGGCCGACUCCAGCGAGCUGCAGGAGGCCGUCCUGACCGAGUCGCCCCUGCUGCUGCAGGUGCGGCGGGGGAACGAUGACCUGCUCUUCAGCAUUGUGCCCGAGGUCGUCCUGUGAGGGUGG
Molecule: messenger RNA, 1488 nt
Organism: Kogia breviceps (pygmy sperm whale)
Lineage: Eukaryota; Metazoa; Chordata; Mammalia; Artiodactyla; Physeteridae
Source: RefSeq, a predicted model, not a curated record